CGACAGUCUGCACGCACUACUGAUGAUUACUGCCAGCAUCAACACUCUGUUUACCACCUGCGAUUUUCAACACUACCAUCAAGUCAACUAACAAGCAGCAUACUUGCUCGAUCUCCAAUCCAACUCUUCUCAUUAUUCGCGGAUUAAUGUCGGAUCUAUACUGUCCACUCCCCCCUCGGGGCCAAGAUAUAUUUCGCUUCCGUCGCCCCUACGGAGUGAACCUAGGAUCUACCUUCACACAAGGCCCGUCCCUCCACCAAACCACCGCGCCAACUGAGCUAGAAGCACUGACAAGCUCCAUCGAAACGAAUGGACUCGAAUCCACCGCCUCAACAUGGCAAUCCCACUGGCUUUCCGCCCUGCCAAACGACGAGCUGCUCUGGCUCAGAGAUACCUGCCACUGCAACACGAUCCAACUGCCCCUUGGAUUCCUCACCCUCGGUCCUCUCUUCAGCCAAGGAACCCCCUUCGAGGGCGCCCCAUCCCAGGUCUACACGCGCUGCUGGUCCGCCAUCAAGCAUCUCAUCGAGCGGUGCCACGCCCACGGAAUCGGGAUCCUCCUCAACUUCGACCUUACCACCAACGGGGUAAACCUCCGCUCCAGCUCCGAGCGCCUCGCACUCGCCCGGGACUGCAUCGCCUUCGUAGCCCAGGAGGUAACCUUCCACGCCCUGCACGGGGUGGUCGGUCUACGGAUCUCUACAUCAAAGGAGACGCCGAGGCCGGGUUCCCCCACUCUCCGCGACUGGUACAAGGAGAUCCGGAUGAUAGUCGGCGCCAUCGACGAGUUUCUGCCACUGUACAUCGGCGAUAACAGCCCCGCGGGGACCGAACUCUUCCGUGACUGCGAGACGCCGCUCCACCACCAACUACUCCAGGCCGACUCUAAACAGCCAGCACCGGCAGGAAGGGCGACCUUGCCCUUACCCCCGGCGGCCCCCGGCCAUCUGCUACUCUCGCGGGACGAAGUCCAGACCAAGGCCCAGCAAGCCCGGAUCGAGCGGCCGCAGUUACUGAGGGAGGCCUUGGCGCGCCUGGAGGGAGAGGAGGAGGAAGUGAAAGGGGAGAAGGGGGAGAGGGCAAAGGAGAAAUACUGCCACCGUGCGGUUGGGCGGCAGAGUUUCGUCCACGGCUGGGAUCUGGGAUACAGCGAUGCGCUGCGGUUUUUCGAUGCCGCGGUGGAAGGGCUGGUGCCGCAGCGCGAGGGGGCGGACAGGAUCGGGGAGGUGGAGUUGUGGGCUCGUCGACGGGCAAGCGACGUUGCACGGCUGGAAGAGAACCAUCAGGCCUGGGAGCUGGGGCUUCGACGGGGAAUUGCCGAUUUUAAUCAGUUCGUGGGCAUUUGAGCUGGUUCUUUUUGACCCCCCUCCGCGUCGAUCUAAUGUUGCAUAUGGGUUCGUCGGGUCCCGGUGUUAUCAAAAGGGAUGUGGACUAGCUUUGAUUCGGGCAAAUGGCAGUACACUUCUCUGCCAUCGGCCACAAAAAGUGGCUGGACAAAAGCAUGGGUACAGUACUUUU
This is a messenger RNA of Aspergillus aculeatinus CBS 121060, 1518 nucleotides long. RefSeq lists its product as uncharacterized. The transcript has 2 exons. Lineage: Eukaryota; Fungi; Ascomycota; Eurotiomycetes; Eurotiales; Aspergillaceae. The record is from RefSeq and is a predicted model, not a curated record. The coding region runs from base 147 to 1346 and encodes 399 amino acids.